Messenger RNA from Dothidotthia symphoricarpi CBS 119687, 1834 nucleotides. RefSeq lists its product as uncharacterized. NCBI's taxonomy places the organism in Eukaryota, Fungi, Ascomycota, Dothideomycetes, Pleosporales, Dothidotthiaceae. The transcript has 2 exons. The record is from RefSeq and is a predicted model, not a curated record. The coding region runs from base 216 to 1604 and encodes 462 amino acids.
UUGAUCAAAGUUUGGUUCCCCAACUCUGGGUCAUAGAAAACUCUUCAAUCGACGAGUAAUACUCCGCACGUAACCAACUUAGUUUUUGAGGGGUAGCGACGGUUCACGUGAACGACCUCCAUAAAUGUCCUUCGUGCCGCGAGUAUCAUAGUUCUUUUAUCCCAUCGUCGCCCGUAACAGUUCUCCCAGCAUCUAACAGUAAAGAUACAUUCAAAAUGACGACAACCUCCCUACUACUCGCCAAGCUUCCCGCUGAGAUUAUCGAAAUGAUACUGUUGGAAACGGUUCAGAACGAGAUCAUUCCCCCAAUACGCAUAGUAAACGGUGAAUCGGUUGUACGCUGGAAGAAAGAGCUCGAAGUCGGACACUCUCUGGCUAUAUCACUACUGGAAAUCCGACUUGUAUGUCGCACCUUUCGCGACCUCUCGUGGCAAGUGUUCGGUGAGGUCCUUGGAGAAACCUUAUUUGACAUCCGGUCGAAAGAGAGCUUUGCGAACCUCAUGGCAGCAUCUGAAUGCAAAGAGCUUGCUUCGUGGACGACAAAGCUCACCAUCACUUGCUGCAAUGUUGAGGAGGAUUGGAUGCGCGACAUGAAUCCAUUCUUCUAUGCGAACGCCGGUGAAAGUAUCCAGGAUGAGAUACAGCGGAUCAAACAAGCGGAACAGUCAUGGUUUCCACAAGUGUGGUCGUAUGCACUAGACCUAGAGCGGAUACAUGUCUCCAUUCUGGCAAGAUCUCUCGCUGGUUGUUUACGAAACUUCCGCAAGAUCCGAGCAAUAUGCUAUCAAUUCGACGAUGCACUGCCUCCGCAACGAUAUAGGAACAUCCUUCGGCACAGCCUCGAAGUCAAACUCAACUUCACAAUGUAUGUGGAUACCUUGGCCGGCACUGGUGCCCAGGUUGGGUUGAAACUAUUUGUGGAAGCUUUGGCGAGCGCGGGCACAACACCUCGACAACUGGAAUUAGCUGUGGAGUUUCCCGGACAUGACGCCUUCAUUACCUACGCCUCGACGCAAGCCCUGUCGAAGGUGUUCCAGCACGUUGAGGAAUUAUACCUCAAGAACGCGUAUCUUUCUUUCCACCGAAACAACAGAGAUCCUUCCAGCGAGCCAACAGUGACGAUAACAAAGUCUUUGUUUCCAGCUCUGCGCUCCCUGACAGUCGAUCGUUUCGAUACUCUACUAAAGGAAGAUGCCUUCGUUGCUCCGCUUGCAUCCUCCCUGGACCCUCCCACGGUGACGUGUCUCAGGAUUUCCCGCUCCCAUAUCGACAGGUUACCUAUGAUAUCUGGCAUUGCUAAUUGCAGGAAAAGUCUCCAGAGGCUGACUCUCGACAGCGAUGAGCCAGCACGAUUCGAUAGACUAUCUAUGGCCAUUGACUUUCUCAGGCUUGAGGUUCUAGAAAUCCGACAAGGAUCUGAUAAGACCUGGAAAACUUUCACUUCGACCAUUCAUCGCUCUAGAACACUGCUCCACAAGGUACUCGAGGACUUUUCACGACUCCCUUGGGAAGAAGUUACACGUCAUGUGGUUUUGGGACCACCUGCUUUUGUAGAGGCGCUGGAGAUGCACCAGACUGGGGUGAGAUCGGCAAACGUUGAUUAGAAAGAAGAAUAUCUGGGGUACUGCGCAGUCAUUACGAUACUUAUGCAAAGAGUAUAUAGUGGCUAUCUUUGACGUGUGGAUAUCCACUAGCACGUUGUAUUUGUCCUUCUGCCUCCAACAGUACUUAUCAUAUUUGUCUUCGUUAUUAUUCCAGCGUACUCAUCAAUGCAUGAUCAGCCUGACAUAACAUAGUGUUGGGAUCAAUUUUCAGCGAAUUAUAGGUAUCAUAG